AUGUCCUCCUCGUCCGCGCCCGCGCCGCCGCCGCCGGCGACGCACUCCCCCGACGGCCAAAAGAUAUGCUACGAGGAGACGACGACGCCGCCGGAGGGUUGGAUCUUCCCCCCGCCGCCGGCGUCGCCGCCGCCGCCGCCCAUCGGAACCGUCCCGCCGCCGCCGUGGAACGCGCCGUCGCCGCCGCCGCCGCUGCCGCCGGAUCCGACGCUCAACCUCACGGGGUCCGGGUCGGGGGGCGCGGUCACGACGUGGACGAUCGUCGUGCCGUGCCCGGCGGAGGAGGAGGUGGCGGCGGGGAAGGCGCUCAUCUUCGGAUUCGUCGACGGCGAAAACCCGUACCAGCUCGCCGCGUUCGUGCUCUUCUGGAUCGUCGGGUUCGCGCUCCUCGUGAGGCGGUACUACGUGAAGUGGGCGAAGCGGCGCGCGGACCGAAUCGUCACGUUCGAGAUCGCGUGCGGGAGGUUCGUGAACCGGGGCUUAUGGAGCGCGAAGAAGAAUUUCGACAAUUACCUCCGCGAACGCGACGACGCCGUCGCCGAGGCGAAACUCGCGAAAGAGAUGGCGAAGAUGAAGGGGAAGAAGAACAAGAAGAAGCGCCAGCGGCGGAAGAAAAAAGCGCCGCCGCCGCGCGAGCCCAUCCCGGUCCCGAUGCAGACGUUCUUCGACUCGUAUCGACUCGUCGAGGACCCGGCGCGUUGGCGGUCGCGGCUGCGCGUCGUCUUGGAUCCGGAGGACACCGACGCCGUGACGUUUCGGUCGUUCGUCGUCGGCCUCGGCGCGCUCGGAACCGGGGUAUUCGAGCGCGUCGGGAGCGACUACGUGCACCCGAAGUUUAUCUUCACGUUCGGGCUCUUAGACCCGACGCGCGCGGGGCACGUGAGUCGCGACGACCUCUUGAAGCUCGCGUGGAGGUUCGUCAAGGCGAAGGAGAAGAAGUGGAAGCUCGACGUCGACGAGAGCGACGACGAGGACGACGACGGCGGCGCGGCGGCGGACGAGAAGGAUAAGAAGCCGAAGUUUCGCAAGCUCGCGGACGUGGAGGACAUCGAGGAGGUUGGCGAGCGAGCGGCGCUGGAGCGACGGCGGAGGGAUCACGUCAAGAUUUAUGUGAGCGAUCAAAACGCGAUGAAACUGAAAGGCUUCACCACCGACGGGUCCAAGCCCGACGAGGAGGUCGAAGACCUCGACGCGUGGACGCGCGUGAACCCUCUGAAGACGGAAAAGCAGAAGCGACGAAGCGCGCGAGACCGCGCGAAGAUAGAGAAGCGGAUGGAGACCAGGAAGCGGCUGCGGAAGGCGGUGACGACGCUGCGAGACGAAUACCGCGAACGCGUGGAUCUGAGCGAUUUCGCGCGGCUCGCGACGGCGCUUCCGCAGCCGUUCAAACCCGCGUUUCGGCUGUACGACGCGCUGAAAAAGUACGUCAAACCGGCGACGAGGGUCGUGGCCGAGGUCCCGGGCUUAGCGCUCGACGAGCGGCGCGUCGCGGACGAGGUGGACCAGUGGGUCCGAGACCAAAAGCCGGCGUGGUUUUUCGACGACCCGAGGACGAUUAAACGCCGCCGCCGAGAGGACCGAGACCCGAAACUGUUAGAGGAGCUCGCGCACAUGACGCGGAAACCUUCCAGCGAUAAAGAAACCGUGAGGGAUAUGUUCGAUAAGUACGACGAAGACCGAAGCGGCGGGCUGGACGUCGAGGAGGUUGCGUACGCGCUCGGGGACUUGGGCGCGCUCGAUCACGUCCUCGCGUCGUGGGGCAGCGUCGAGGAAAUUUUCGAGGAGUUUGACGACGACCAGAACGGCACGAUGGACUUCACCGAGUUCACGACGAUGAUCAACAAAAUCAAGCAGCUGAAGCGAAAGGCAGAGGGCGAGGACGUCCAGGAAGAGGCCGCGGUCGAGAUCGGGGACGAGAGCAAGCUGUACGUCGUCGAUUUGAACGGAAAGCGACGCCCGCCGAGGCCGCCGCUCGGGCCGAAGAUCGGCGGCCGGUCCCAAGCCGUUCGAAUCAACGCGCGAUACAGAGUAGACUCCCUCCUCACGAUGCCGCCGCGCGAGGCGGUGGAGACGCUGAGCAAAGUCAGCGAGCGCGCGCGCGUGCUCGCGCUGAACAUGCUGAAGAUUAAAAACGCCGCGGAGAUUGUCUACGUCAUGCCGCCGCGGCAACGCGCGGAGCUGUACCCGUCUCUGCACCCGGACGUCGAGCUCGAGGUCCUCUCGAUGCUGAAACACCCGGAGCGCGUGAGAAAGCACCCCACGGAGCUGCGGACGUUCGUGGACAGGCAGGCGGUGGAGUUGCCGGGGAGCGUGGGAGGCGCGAGCGGCGUGCCCGCGUUUCUGACGGCGCCGCCGGUGCGAUUCCCGGACGAAGACGAGCUCGACAGCGCGCGGGAGACGACGACGCGUUCCAACUCGAGCUCGAACGACGGACGCGGGCGCGCGCGGGGGGACGCGUACGCGGUCGUGGACGUGGGCGAGGGCGGCUCGGAGUCCGAGUCCGAGGACGACGACGGGCUUGACGAGGACGGGAGGUUUAGGUAUCACAUAGUCUAGCUAGAAUGAAAAACGUGACCU
This is a messenger RNA of Micromonas pusilla CCMP1545, 2577 nucleotides long. RefSeq lists its product as uncharacterized. Bases 1 to 2556 code for a protein of 851 amino acids. Lineage: Eukaryota; Viridiplantae; Chlorophyta; Mamiellophyceae; Mamiellales; Mamiellaceae. The transcript has a single exon. Gene Ontology annotation, molecular function: calcium ion binding. The record is from RefSeq and is a predicted model, not a curated record.